This is a messenger RNA of Leopardus geoffroyi (Geoffroy's cat), 2976 nucleotides long. It is a transcript of the gene MTFR1L, whose product is annotated as mitochondrial fission regulator 1 like. Bases 119 to 973 code for a protein of 284 amino acids. The record is from RefSeq and is a predicted model, not a curated record. Lineage: Eukaryota; Metazoa; Chordata; Mammalia; Carnivora; Felidae. Gene Ontology annotation, biological process: mitochondrial fission; aerobic respiration. Gene Ontology annotation, cellular component: mitochondrion. The transcript has 7 exons.
AGUCCCGGAGCUGGAGUCUGAGGAUGGCCUGAUAUGAAGGAGUCACGCCUCCAGCCUCCCCGAGCCCCCAGAGCUGCCCCGCAGCUGCCUUGUCCUCCAAGUGCAGGAGCCGGUUGAAAUGUCGGCAAUGGAAGCCAAUGUGACCAUCCCAAUCUGGCAAAACAAGCCACAUGGAGCUGCUCGCAGUGUAGUGAGAAGAAUUGGGACCAACCUGCCCCUGAAGCCAUGUCCCCGGGCAUCCUUCCAGACCCUGCCCAACAUCUCUGACCUGUGUCUGAGGGAUGUACCCCCAGUCCCUACUCUGGCUGACAUCGCCUGGAUUGCUGCGGAUGAAGAGGAGACAUAUGCCCGGGUCAGGAGUGACACACGGCCCCUGAGGCAUACCUGGAAGCCCAGCCCUCUGAUUGUCAUGCAGCGUAAUGCCUCAGUGCCCAACCUGCGUGGGUCUGAGGAGAGGCUCCUGGCCUUGAAGAAGCCAGCCCUGCCAGCCCUAAGCCGCACCACAGAGCUGCAGGAUGAGUUGAGCCACCUGCGCAGCCAGAUUGCUAAGAUAGUGGCAGCCGAUGCAGCUUCGGCUUCAUUAACGCCAGAUUUCUUAUCUCCAGGAAGUUCAAAUGUCUCUUCUCCCUUACCUUGUUUUGGAUCCUCAUUCCACUCUACAACUUCCUUUGUCAUUAGUGACAUCACCGAGGAGACCGAGGUAGAGGUCCCUGAGCUUCCAUCAGUCCCCCUGCUUUGUUCUGCCAGCCCUGAAUGUUGCAAACCAGAACACAAGGCUACCUGCAGCUCGUCUGAAGAGGAUGACUGUGUUUCUCUGUCCAAGGCCAGCAGCUUUGCAGAUAUGAUGGGGAUCCUGAAGGACUUCCACCGGAUGAAACAGAGCCAAGAUCUGGCAGGCCCAAGCGGUGAACCCCAGCAGCUCACGGCCAAUCCCCAAAUCCAAGGACUGGCCAUCACCACCCCUGGCAGCUGAGGCAUACACAGAAAGUCACCGAACGCCAGACACAAACAACGUUACCAGGCCUUGUUCCCAUCUGGAGCCAAGCCCGGACCCCUGGGCCCCCGCUACACCUCCCUCCCUCCCUCCCAGCUGCCCCCCCCCCCUGCCCCCGCCAUUCACUGGGCCUUCCGGUUGAGUCUGUGCCGUACCAGCUGGCUCAGGAGGAACGCGGUCAGGACACUGCUGCCCACGGUGAGCAGAAAGAGGCCAGAGAAGUUGUGGGGCCAGCGGGUAUGCAGAGGCUCAUAGAUGGGCCGCCGGGCCUCGUAGUCCAGUGCCACGGCCUCCAGCUGGGCCAGCGUGCACAGCACCAGGAAGACAUGGAAGAGCUGGUGGCCCUGCCCGAAGACGUGGCAGCUGCCAGGAAACCAGCGCUCAGGCAUGAAGGUGGAGAAGAAAGCGGCGGCCAGCAGGAAGAAGACCACCUGGUACUUGUGGUAGAGAAGAGCCGGGUCGUCUGAGGUAGGGUCAGGGGACACCAGGAUGCGAUGCACCACGGGGCUGAUGUCCAGCGCGUAGGCCAGCGCUGAGGGCACCUCCUGGCAAGUGCGGCCCAGCAGGCCAGGCUUCUGGAUGUACUUGUUGUAGCAGGAGCCAGUGCAAGAAAGCCAGGCGAGAAAGGCGGCCACGGGCAGGAAGACGGCCUGCACCCGGGCGUGCCAGGCAGGCUCGAUGGCGUAGUAGAAGUGUGCCAGGGCGCUGCCGAACUGGUACACGGCCACGCCCACGUAGUCCAGGAAGAAGAAACUGUAAUGCCAGAACUCGGACUUGGCCUGCAGGAGGUGAGCCAAGGCGCUGAAGGAGAGGUAGGUGAAGGACGCGAGGAGGAGGAUGAAGAGGGGCAGCGCGUGCGGGUCUCCCCAGAUGCCCACGGUCCCCACGAAGACGGCCAGCCGCAGCAGCAGCACGACGGCUGCCAGCAGGUGGGUCCACACGUUCACCGCCUCGUUGUGCUGCUGGAACAGCGUGCGGAAGUAGAAGUGCCAGGUCUGAUGCAGCGGCCGGUAGCCCACGUAGACGUACGGCUUCCAGAAGAGCGGUGGCACUUCGGCACGGUCCACUGUGAACACGGGCUCUGGCCGCCUGGACGGCCGAGGCUCCUGGUGGGCCUGCCGCAAACUGGGCAGGAGAUGGCUGAGCUUCUGGGCCACCAUCGUGGCCAUGGCUGUGGGCCAGGCAGGGAGCUGGGAGAGAGGCCAGAGCAAAGUCAGGGGACUGGUGUCCUCGACCCUUGAUGGCACCACCAGCAGCAGCUGGGAGGCUCGGAAGCCCAGUUCUUAGUCCCUCCUUCCUGCCCCCUUGUCCCCACACUGAGUUUCAGAAGAGAGGAGUCGGCCUAAGGGAGAGCUAGCUCAGCGAGGACCCCGUGACUGUACUCCCCGACGUAUCCCAUGUGCCUCGAACAGCGCCUGGCAUGUAGUAGAUGUUCAGUAAAUUUCCGAGGAAUAAUUAAGGAGGCUCACAACCCCAGCCAUUUCCAUCCCAGUCCAGGCUCCACACAGCAGCCCCUGCUGUUUCCUCCUGUGUUCAUGCCGCCAUCUGUGUUCAUCUGGUGGUGACAAUGACCUUGCUGACAGACCCGCUGCCUCUACCUUUAGCCCCUUCCGAGUGACCAGGGUCUCCCACUCACCUUCCAUCACCCUACAUGAUCUGGCCCCUGCUACUUUUUUCCAGCCUUAUCGCUCAACCGCAGUGCCCUUCACAUCCAGCCAUAGCCUCACCACACCCCUGGGCCUGCUGUUUCCCACAUGUCCUCAGGUUGACACAAGCUGUUCCCUCUGCCUGAGACAUUUUCCUCAUCUUGCCUACAUGGCAAACUCCUAAUUAUCCCUCAAAACCCGUUUCUUCUGUGAUACUUUCCCCGGCCCCCCGAACCUCUGAUGAUGACCUCUCUACUUGAGUGCCUACCAUAAGAUACCCAUCCUUUCAUUAGUAUAACGUUCCCCAUGGGCCUUAAACUUGCUGAUGUGAGCUCA